AUGGGCAGUGUGACUACUCCCGAAGAAAAGUGUGUUUCAGCGGGUUUCCCGAACCAACAGUCGAGUGGAAGCCCAGACGAGAAGCAAACGAUCCCAUUCAAUCAAGCAGGCCACCUCAAAGCGUCGGACGACGGUCGGCUACGGUAUUACUCGAGCUCAUCCUGGGUAGCUGGGGUUGAGGAGUCGAAUACGUCUCCCGGCGAUGAUCACGACACCCCUUUGCUGGCUUCAAAUGGGAGAGAUAUUUUACCCGAGUCAUUACCCCGAACAUCGAAGGACUUCAUCUAUCUUGUGGAUGUGGACCAGCUCAUUGCAUGGAGCAGCGGAGCCAUGGAUGCUCAGAGCCCGGUGCAGUCACACUAA
Molecule: messenger RNA, 363 nt
Organism: Aspergillus calidoustus
Lineage: Eukaryota; Fungi; Ascomycota; Eurotiomycetes; Eurotiales; Aspergillaceae
Source: the annotation of a GenBank genome assembly